Messenger RNA from Spizellomyces punctatus DAOM BR117, 729 nucleotides. RefSeq lists its product as uncharacterized. The record is from RefSeq and is a predicted model, not a curated record. Gene Ontology annotation, molecular function: DNA binding. Gene Ontology annotation, biological process: regulation of DNA-templated transcription. The coding region runs from base 1 to 729 and encodes 242 amino acids. The transcript is spliced from 2 exons. Lineage: Eukaryota; Fungi; Chytridiomycota; Chytridiomycetes; Spizellomycetales; Spizellomycetaceae.
AUGGAGAUCGUCGAAGCAGAGGAGCAUCCACUCUUUCCUGUAGCGGACCGCCUUUUGACAUUGCGAGAUACUGCUAUAAAUUCCUUAACGCCGGAUGACAUUCCCGAACGUCUUGACCUGGUCACUAACCUCCUGAAAGCAAAUAAGAGGCAUAUCGACCGCUCGCGGCGCUCGCGCGACAGCCUGGAUCACUUUAUCUUGUCUGUAAUUGCAGUGGCAUCUAGACAACAAAUUGCGUUGUAUCGUUCGAUAGCCCAAAAUGAUAAUGAUUUCGAGCGCACGCUCGAUCGUUUGUGCGACGAAAUGGACACCUUUUUCGUUAAUUCUGACCUGAAGCGAAAGCGCACGUCACCUCUUUCGCGCCGUUCCAAGUCGGUGGAAAGCAGCUCCCUCACAGAAUUUCAUGAUACAGAGGGAUUACCCGUCAAAGGACUUGGAACUCAGGAAGAACCAGAAGCACGUGGACGCCAAAUGGAAGGAUCGUCUGGUCAACAGCGGUCGGUCAGCGAGAGCGGUCGACCGAAACGUCCCAACCAUCCUCCGUGGAAAACCCAAAUACUAUUUCAGUGGUAUUAUCAGCAUCGCGCUAACCCUUACCCAAGUGAGGCCGAGAAAGAAGAGUUAUGCAACGAGACCGAAUUAAACGCAAAACAGCUUAAUGAUUGGUUCAUUAAUGCGCGACGACGGUACCGCAUUCCCAGACAAGGCACAAUGGAUGCCACUUCAUAG